UGCCAUCCCACAUAGUGGCAUCAAACAGUAACAUAAAAACUUCGUAGUCCGUGAGCAUCUUUAUUGUUAGUUUUCGAUUUAGUUUACAUUUGUAUACUAUAUUAAACGAAUUUACAAUGAUUUCAACAUGGAUUUUUAUACCAGCGAUUGUGAUGUUAUCUGUGGUUCAAUGCAUUCCUUAUUUGGACAAAACUGUCACUACUGUUUUUGCUACCAAACCUAAUAAGAGUGCUUAUGUUUCCAUCAAUAAUUCAGAAUCUCCAUCGUUUAUAACGAGUUCAGCUGCUGCUAACGGCGGUGCAACAAAAACAAAUAUGAGUAAAUCUGCUCUUGCAAAUAAUUAUAAUAAACCAGCAAACCCUACUUUGGAUGGAGAAGAAAUAAAUGAGUCAGAUCAAAUGAAAACAUCAGUUCCUACCAAAAUUCGUCAUGUGGUAUCUAAAUCCAUUGGUUUAUGCUUCUGGCCCUUAAAGGAAUCGUGGAAAAUAAUGAAGCACAUAAUACCAUUUCAUCAGAAUACGAACGUUGAUCAAACGAAAACCAGGAAUGAGAUAAAUAUUCAAUAAAUAACUAUAGAUAAAAUAAAUGAUAGGAUUUAAAAUAAUUAAUGUUGCAGUCAUUUUAUAAUUGUAUUAA
This is a messenger RNA of Myzus persicae (green peach aphid), 636 nucleotides long. RefSeq lists its product as uncharacterized. The record is from RefSeq and is a predicted model, not a curated record. NCBI's taxonomy places the organism in Eukaryota, Metazoa, Arthropoda, Insecta, Hemiptera, Aphididae. Bases 117 to 566 code for a protein of 149 amino acids. The transcript has 4 exons.